CUUUACUAUCAUUCUUCUUUUGUUACCCUUCCUUCACUGUGUGAGUGAUUUAUUAUUUCCAUGCAUUCAAAUCCAAAUCAGUGAAGGUUUUUGCAAACAUCAUCAAGAUGAUGAAUGGAAAAGCCUCCGUCUCUAAGGAACUUAAUGCCAAACACAUCAAGGUUUUAGAGGGACUUCUUAGGCUACCUGACAACAGGGAAUGUGCAGAUUGCCGGAAUAAGGCACCACGAUGGGCAAGUGUGAACCUAGGAAUUUUCAUUUGCAUGCAGUGUUCAGGAAUUCACCGAAGUCUUGGAGUACACAUAUCACAGGUGCGGUCUACAACUUUGGAUACAUGGUUGCCAGAACAAGUAUCUUUCAUGCAACUUAUGGGUAAUGUGAAUGCCAAUAAGCACUGGGAGGCUGAGCUGCCGACAAAUGUUGACAGAAAUCGAUAUGGAAUCGACAAAUUUAUUCGCGCCAAGUAUGUGGAUAAAAAAUGGGCUUCAAAACAUGGUCUACAAGCAGCAUCUGCAAAGUCAUCUGAAACAUUGAGGAAUCAUCAAAGGAAUAGAAGAUUGUCUCUUGAGGAAAGCAUUCUUGUGGGCCACAUGGCACAAAUUCAGCCGCCACAGCCGCAAGUAGCAAAAUCUCAUGAGAUCCCCUCAGGUUUGGAAAGAAAGAAAAGUGCACCACAAGUAAAGAUCCGGGGGCCAUCGGCAUCACUUGAUUUUGAUAAUCUCACAAGAAAUGGAAACAGUACUACCGUUGAUCUUUUUGCCUUUCUUAAUUUCAAUGAUAAUAAUAAUAAUAAUAAUAAUAAUAAUAAUAAUAAUAAGAGAUUACAUUAUUUGUAUCGCCAAUCCAUUACCCUAUUUCUCCCUGAAUCGCUGGCACCCCACCUUCGAGUCCCACCUCCUGAACGCUCCCACCAGAUCGGUGAAUGGUUCCGAUGUAACGGCGGUGGGAGUGAAUUGAGCGCUUCUACUGGUAGUGGUGGUGGUGAUGGGGGAGAGGGAGGAGGGGAAGUGGAAGAAGCCGGAGAAGAAGAGAAGAAAAUGAAGAGGAGCAUGAUGGAGAUGGUGAUGGUGAUGUUGAUGGGUUUGGGUGGCACCAGCAGCAUGGUGUUAAUGUGGUUACAUCUCUGCGUCGUCUCUGCCGUCGGGAAGUAG
Molecule: messenger RNA, 1151 nt
Organism: Arachis duranensis
Lineage: Eukaryota; Viridiplantae; Streptophyta; Magnoliopsida; Fabales; Fabaceae
Product: ADP-ribosylation factor GTPase-activating protein effector protein 2-like
Exons: 9
Coding region: 108-1151 (347 amino acids)
Molecular function (GO): GTPase activator activity
Source: RefSeq, a predicted model, not a curated record